CCCACCCUGCCACCCACCAGACACUGUGUUUUACUGGAGUGCCAACCAGACCUGACUGCUACCUGCCGAAUCGCGCGCGCCUGCCAAAAAGGCAAUGGGCUCCCGUUCCGGAACAGCACCACCAGCGGUCAAUUUCGACGCCUGGAGUCAACCGGCCGAGUCGUCCACCUACGCCUUCACAGUUCACACGCGCGGCGGCGGCGGCGGCGGUGGAGCGGGUGAUGAGGGAAGUGGCGUGAACCACCGAAUCUCGCGGUCGCGGAGCGGGCGUCGCGGGCGAACGAGCCCCGGUCUCUCUCUUCUCUGCGCGCAACCUUUCCAAGGAACUCCUCUGAUGCUACAGUAAUAAUAGAAGAAAGAUGGACCUGCUCAGCAUCAUUCUAGUUAUAGCAUCUCUGCUCCCAUUCGCAGCAUCUGAUGGUCAAGGUGAUGCCUUGUACGAUAUGAAGCUGAAACUAAAUGCUACUGGCAGUCAGCUUUCUGACUGGAACCAAAAUCAAGUCAACCCAUGCACCUGGAAUUCUGUUAUUUGUGACAACAACAACCAUGUUGUGCAAGUAACAUUGGCUUCUAUGGGGUUUACUGGAGUUCUGUCACCAAGAAUCGGAGAUCUGGAGUAUUUAAAUGUUCUGUCCUUGCCUGGUAACAACAUCUCUGGUGGCAUACCAGAAGAAUUUGGCAACCUCUCUCGAUUGACAAGCUUAGAUUUGGAAGACAACCUGUUGGUUGGGCCAAUACCAGCUUCACUUGGCAGGCUUUCAAAGCUCCAGCUUCUGAUACUAAGUCAAAACAAUCUCAAUGGCUCUAUUCCUGAUACACUAGCAAGCAUUUUAAGCUUGACAGACAUUCGGCUGGCUUACAAUAAACUCACUGGUCAAAUACCUUCCCAGUUGUUUCAAGUUGCACGUUACAAUUUUUCAGGUAAUAACUUGACAUGUGGAGCAAACUUCCUCCAUCCAUGUGCCUCAAAUAUGUCUUACCAAGGUUCUUCCCGUGGUUCGACAAUAGGCAUUGUGCUUGGGACAGUUGGAGGUCUUAUGGGGCUUCUAAUCAUAUGGGCUGUAUUCAUUAUCUGCAAUGGAAGGAGGAAAAGCCAUCUACGUGAAAUAUUUGUGGAUGUAUCAGGUGAGGAUGAUCGUAGAAUUGCAUUUGGCCAGUUGAAAAGAUUUGCAUGGCGAGAAUUGCAACUUGCAACUGAUAAUUUCAGUGAGAAAAAUGUUCUUGGACAAGGGGGUUUUGGGAAAGUAUAUAAAGGAGCACUUCCAGAUGGCACUAAGAUUGCUGUAAAACGGUUAACUGAUUACGAAAGUCCAGGUGGAGAGGCUGCUUUCUUGCGUGAGGUUGAGCUAAUUAGUGUUGCAGUUCACCGGAAUCUUUUAAGAUUGAUUGGUUUCUGUACAACACAAACAGAGCGCCUACUUGUUUAUCCUUUCAUGCAAAAUCUUAGUGUGGCCUACCGUCUACGAGAAUUUAAACCUGGGGAGCCAAUAUUAGACUGGUCCGCAAGGAAGCGAGUGGCUAUAGGCACAGCUCGUGGACUGGAGUAUUUGCACGAGCACUGCAAUCCUAAGAUUAUACAUCGUGACGUCAAGGCUGCCAAUGUCUUGCUUGAUGAAGGUUUUGAACCGGUGGUUGGGGAUUUCGGCCUGGCCAAGCUGGUGGACGUGCAGAAGACGUCCGUGACUACCCAGGUCCGUGGAACCAUGGGUCACAUCGCCCCCGAAUACCUGUCCACUGGGAAGUCCUCCGAGAGAACCGAUGUUUUUGGCUAUGGCAUAAUGCUUCUUGAGCUAGUCACUGGUCAGCGUGCCAUCGACUUUUCACGUCUGGAGGAAGAAGAUGACGUGUUGUUACUUGACCAUGUCAAGAAGCUGCAGAGGGAAGGGCAUCUCGACGCCAUCGUUGACCGCAACUUGAACAGCUGUUACAACGGGCAGGAGGUGGAGAUGAUGAUCCAGAUCGCGCUGCUCUGCACGCAGGCGUCGCCCGAGGACCGCCCGUCCAUGUCCGAGGUGGUCCGGAUGCUGGAGGGCGAGGGCCUCGCCGAGAGGUGGGAGGAGUGGCAGCAGGUGGAGGUGACGAGGAGGCAGGACUACGAGCGGAUGCAGCAGCGCUUCGACUGGGGCGAGGACUCCAUCUACAACCAGGACGCGAUCGAACUGUCCGCCGGCAGGUGACGACGUCGGGUCGUCACACGGAGCUUGUCGUCGUCGACGUCGCAGUGCCGACAUGUAACUGUAUAUGUAAGGCAUUGUUGCGAAGCUUGUUAGCAAAAUAUAAUCUGUGACACUCACUUAGUGUUGAUACGUGCCUGUAUUUUAUUAUUUGUGUGUAUAAGGAAGGAUGAUUUAAACGGGUUCAGGUGUUUACCGGUUGUCCGGCUCCCAUCCUGUAAAGCUCUAUAUAGGGGGGUGGGGACCGGUUGAAACCACAUCACAUGCAAGCUGCAAGAAUUGGCUUGACAAAUAUUUAACGAA
Zea mays is the source of this 2477-nucleotide messenger RNA. RefSeq names its product putative LRR receptor-like serine/threonine-protein kinase. The transcript has 12 exons. Lineage: Eukaryota; Viridiplantae; Streptophyta; Magnoliopsida; Poales; Poaceae. Gene Ontology annotation, molecular function: protein kinase activity; protein binding; ATP binding. Gene Ontology annotation, biological process: protein phosphorylation. The coding region runs from base 360 to 2177 and encodes 605 amino acids. The record is from RefSeq and is a predicted model, not a curated record.